Molecule: messenger RNA, 2265 nt
Organism: Gloeophyllum trabeum ATCC 11539
Lineage: Eukaryota; Fungi; Basidiomycota; Agaricomycetes; Gloeophyllales; Gloeophyllaceae
Product: DNA ligase/mRNA capping enzyme
Exons: 11
Biological process (GO): nucleotide-excision repair, DNA gap filling; DNA recombination; double-strand break repair via nonhomologous end joining
Cellular component (GO): DNA ligase IV complex
Molecular function (GO): ATP binding; DNA binding; DNA ligase (ATP) activity
Source: RefSeq, a predicted model, not a curated record
CAUCCCGUUUCAGACAUCUUUCGUCGAUGGGCCGCCCAAUUGACGAACGAUCCUCGGUCGCUACCGGCUGAAACGACGAGCGUGAUUUUCCUGCUUCUCUUCCCAGAGGAGGACGUGUGCAGGAAGUAUGAUCUGCAAGAGACCAAGCUCGCGCAGUACCUCCUCAAGAUAUUCCCAUCAACAUCCACCGACAUCAAACGACGUCUGACCAAUUGGAAUGUGCAGUCUAGUAAUGGGUGUCUAGGUAAUGUCGUGAAAGAUGUCCUAGAGUCUAUUUCAUACGCUAGUAUCCACCUUGGACUUCCUCCUCUCAGUGUGCUUGAAUUUGCCACCCUGCUUGACAAACUAGCUGCCACAUCCGCCUUCUCCGACCGUUCAAUCCGAAGCAAACAUGAUCGCAAGCACCGCGGUACAAGGCUGGAAAUAUUAUCUUCCAUAUAUCGACGUCUCGACCCCACAGCCGCGGCAUUUGUAACACAAAUUAUCUUGAAGGAUCUCCGCCCACUCUUAUACCCCCUUCAAGCAACGCACUAUACCGCCGCAUUGACGGAGUACAACAGCAACGCUAUAACGCCCCUCUCCAAGGAAGACGCAAUGAGGAUCUGGGAUCCUACCGGCGCCAUGUUGAGAGCAUAUCGAUGUACCAACUCCUUCGAAGACGCCAGUAGAGCCUUUCAUUCUUGCACCCCAUAUACGACGGGCACGCCACAAAUUGGCACGCCGAUCCAGAUCCCGAAAUGCCGUAAAGGACAGGGCUGUGCUCACGCUCUGCAGGUUUUCCAGCCGUCCGACCGUGUAUGGGCUGAGACGAAGUACGACGGCGAGCGCGCUCAGAUCCACGUCCAAAUCCGCGAUGGAAAACCCUGGAUAUCGAUUUUCAGCAAGAGCAAGCGGGAUUCUACGUUGGACCGUGCAGCCAUCCACCCCAUCAUCCACCGCGUCCUUGGUAUCGAAGAGGCGGGAAAUGUGAGGCUGUCGUCGCCCAAGAUCCGGAGGAACAUCGUCCUCGAAGCAGAGAUGGUUGCGUAUUCGGAAGAAAUGGACAAGAUCGACGAAUUCUGGAGAAUUCGCGACUUGAUUGAGAGUACGGCUGUGGGUGUCCGCGGUCGGCCACGCACUGAUGCGCCGCUCAGUGACUCGCAAACUUCCUCCACUUCAGAUAAUUCAACGCGUCACUUAGCUCUGAUAUUCUUCGACGUUCUCAUCCUGGAAUCCGUGUCUCUCCUCUCCGCGCCCUAUGCUACUCGGCGGGACAUUCUGGAAUCUCUGAUCACUCCCAUUCCCGGUUAUGCGAUGCUUGCUGAGCGGACGCUGGUCUCACCGGACGGGAUCGCGGAGGGUGGGGAUGCGGAGGAGAGGCUCAGGAGCACAUUUGCACGACUACUAUCCGAACGUGAGGAAGGAAUCGUCCUCAAAGCGGAGAGGGGACUCUACAACGAGUAUCGCUCCCCGUGGGUUAAGCUCAAGAAGGACUACAUUCCUGGGUACGGCGACGCUGUUGACCUCGUGCUGUUAGCCGCUCGGUGGGACAAGGAUCGAGGCCGGGAGCUCCGAGUGUCUCCUGGAACCUAUACGACGUUUUACUUGGGCGCGCUCACCAACGCCGCUGCGUGUCAAUCUAAAGCCUCCACAAAACCUGACUUCCGGGUGCUAUUCACAGUGUCGUACGGUUUGACACGCGAACAACUGGAACACCUCAACUUCAGGAUACGGAGCGCGGUGUCAGUCGAAUACCGAGAGCAUACUGCAGAUCAACUUUCAUACACCUUCGUGAUGCCCAAAGGCAUCCCUGCACCAGAGGUUAUCCUCGAAGAGCCAUUGGUGGCCGAGGUCUUCGGGGCCGGCUUCACCAAGGAGCACUCGAACAAGUAUUAUGAACUCCGAUUUCCCCGGAUGACCAAAGUAUACCGACGUCAGGAAAGGAGUUGGGAAGACGCGACCGACCUGCAUUCCUACCAAAAGAUCGCAUUCGAGGCUGUCGGCAAAGACAGACCGAAUAAAGACGUGGAUGAUUGGUGCAAGAGUCUGUGGGGGCAGCCAGUGUCGCCUGCCGCUUCGUGCCCGCUGAAGAGGAAGCGUACGGAGGAGAUAUGGAAGGCGAAGUUAGCUGCGUCGGACCAGAGGACUAGAAGCAGGAAGAAACUACGCUCUGACGCGGAUGAUGAGACUCUGCGUCAAGUCGACUGGACGGUGUCGUCCACGAAGCGCUCGAGGCCAGGUCUGAAACCGCUAGCGUCCGUCACGAACUUGAACCAGAGGCCAUAA